Molecule: messenger RNA, 5732 nt
Organism: Xenopus laevis (African clawed frog)
Lineage: Eukaryota; Metazoa; Chordata; Amphibia; Anura; Pipidae
Gene: mpp7.S
Product: MAGUK p55 subfamily member 7
Exons: 22
Coding region: 503-2308 (601 amino acids)
Cellular component (GO): bicellular tight junction; membrane; adherens junction
Molecular function (GO): nucleotide binding; ATP binding; kinase activity
Source: RefSeq, a predicted model, not a curated record
UACAGAGGGUGCGGCCUGGAGUAAAGGGCGUGUUGUUGUUGGCGGUGACACGCAGGUGGGCGGUACUUCGCAGUAGAGGGAGUGACGUAGCGCGUGUGUUAUCUGCAGCUUGUGAUUGUGUUUUGGUGCGGGCUCCCAGCUGGGGGUUGGCGGCGCUCGGUGGAAUCUGGAUUCCCGGUUUGUCUUGGUUAUAGUUGCACCUUUUGCUGACAUUCUGCUAUUUUAUGUUCCCGGAGCCAUGCGAAAGUGAUGAGAGGUCUAUGACUGGAGGUGACCUGUUGUGACUGCUGAACAGGACAAGGCUCAAGAUGUCUGAUGACUGCUUAUGACCUAUUCAGGCCAGGAAAGAACAGCAAAGACGCCCAGCUGUUCUGUUGGGGACUAAGGGGGAAACCAGCAGGUUCCAUAAAUCUUGGCUGGCCUGAGAAACUUUGACUGAUAGCGAUUGCUGCCUUUUGGCUGCGUCUUCGGCCUGUAGCGCUCCGUGUGAGAUUCUGCAACCAUGCCAGCGCUAUCGACUGGAGUUGGAAGUGACACAGGUCUGUAUGAGAUCUUGGCUACGCUACCGGCCCAGCUGCAGCCACAUGUGGACAGCCAGGAAGACCUGACCUUCCUUUGGGAUAUGUUUGGUGAAAAAAGCCUCCAUUCACUGGUGAAGAUACAUGAAAAAUUGCAUUACUAUGAGAAGGAGAACCCCAUCCCCGUUAUCCACAGUGCUACAGGCUUGGCAGAAGAACUGGCGGAGGAACUGCAGAGCAAGUCGCUGAACACUGAGAUCAGAGAGCUGCUGAAACUACUGUCAAAACCAAAUCUCAAGGCUCUUCUCUCGGUGCAUGACACAGUGGCCCAGAAGAGCUAUGACCCUGUGCUUCCUCCCAUGCCUGAUGACAUUGAUGACGAUGAAGACUCGGUGAAAAUCAUUCGCCUGGUAAAGAACAGAGAGCCACUGGGUGCUACUAUUAAAAAAGACGAGAAUACGGGUGCAAUCAUUGUAGCCAGGAUAAUGAGAGGCGGAGCUGCAGACAGAAGUGGACUAAUCCAUGUUGGGGAUGAACUGAGGGAAGUGAAUGGCAUAAGCGUGGAGGAUAAGAAACCAGAAGAAAUCAUUCAUAUUUUGGCGCAGUCCCAAGGUGCAAUUACAUUUAAAAUCAUACCUGGUAUCAAAGAGGAGCCAACGAACAAUGACGGAAAGAUGUUUGUUAAAGUCCUCUUUGACUACUACCCUAAUGAGGAUAAAGCUAUUCCUUGUAAAGAAGCUGGGCUUUCGUUCAGAAAGGGAGAUAUCCUUCAGAUCAUGAGCCAGGAUGAUGCAACCUGGUGGCAAGCCAAACACGAAGGUGAUGCCAAUCCCAGAGCAGGCUUGAUCCCUUCAAAGCAAUUCCAGGAGAGGAGAUUUGCGCUCAGAAAACCUGUAGUGUCGAACCAGCCGCAGAAAGUCCCCAACAGAAAAUCAUAUGAGGAAACGGUUGAGUAUGAGGAAAUUGAAGAAGAUGCAGAGUUUGCUGCUCAUAGCACUGGAACGUAUUUAGCCGGGUUUAGAAGAAGCUUUCGUCUCAGCAGGAAAGACAGAAAAACAAAUAAAUCUAUGUACGAAUGUAAGAAGAGCGACCGGUACGAUACAGCAGAUGUUCCGACCUAUGAAGAAGUGGCUUUGUAUCAGCGGCAGCCUAAUGAGAAGCACAGACUGGUCGUCUUGGUUGGACCAGUGGGAGUUGGUGUUAAUGAACUGAAGAGGAAGGUGCUGAUCAGCAAUACCCAGCACUAUGGAGUUACUAUACCACAUACAACGAGAGCGAAGAGAAGCCAAGAGAAAGAUGGCGUCGAAUAUAUAUUUAUUUCUAAGCAUUUGUUUGAAACCGACAUCCACAAUAACAAGUUUAUUGAGUACGGCGAAUAUAAAAACAAUUACUACGGCACAAGCUUAGACUCUGUCAGGUCGGUCCUGGCGAGGAAUAAACUUUGUUUGCUGGACGUGCAGCCUCACAGCUUGAAACACUUGAGAACAUCUGAAUUUAAGCCUUUUGUUAUAUUUAUCAAGCCUCCCACUAUUGAGCGCCUGAGAGAGACACGGAGGAACGCAAAGGUGAUCUCCGGCAAGGAUGAGAGAGGGGAAGCCAAAACCUUCACGGAUGAAGACUUUGAAGAGAUGAUUCAGUCGGCAGAAACCAUGGAAGCUCAGUACGAUCACCUUUUCGACAAAACCAUAGUCAACGAUGACCUUUCUACAGCGUCCAAUGAACUCAGAUCAACCCUUGACAGGCUGGAGACGGAGGGCUUCUGGGUCCCAGUCAGUUGGCUGCACUCAUGAGCCGUGUCAAACAACACCAAUUGUUUUAGAUUUUAUCGUUUAUGUAUAUAUCACACGUGUAAGCAUUUUGUUGGUGGGCUUUUUUUAUUUGCUCUGGUGGAACUCAUUUUAAAUAUCGGUCUCGUUUUUUCUUGGAUACUGUGGAAAUUAAUUUUGGAAAGGAAGAGAAUGAUUUUGAAUACAUGCCUUUCCGUGUUCUAUAAUAUAAGGGGAAAAGUAUGUGCAGGGGGUUUCGAGCAAGUAACUGUAGCGUUUUAAGUUGUCCCACACGAAUGAAGCCAAUGAAGGAUAUCAGGGCUGCAGUUUUUAUUGUAGGGCAGGGAGUUGGUUGAGAAAUGUAUAGUUCACAUGCGUUGCAAUUGUUCUUGGCAGCCAAGUUGUGCAGUGAGCUUGGACUUUAACUUCAUCGCUGUCAGGGGGCUCCUUUCAGUUGGGCUCUUCUUCCCAAGGUGAUCACUUGAGCUAUAAUAUUACACUGGAAUACCCAAAAGACUCUGGGUCCUUUUUUGUUUUUCUUGUGAAAUGGUGCAGCACAGUCUUUUUGUAGCUUUCAAGAAAAUUAUUUUUUCCUGAUUAUGUCAAGGCCAUUAUCAGUGAUUAAAUGUCUAGCACUUGCUUUUGCUUGCACCAAGUUUGUGUGUGGUCUUCCUGAAAUAUUCAGGUGUUCCCUUCACCGUCCUAUUGGUGCAGUAUGUUCUGUUUGGUUUGAAGACUCCACAAUCACCUGUAUGUUUGAAGCUGCACAGAGUGUGAACAGGAAACACGUGAUUUCACUUUAUUGCAAUUAACCUUGAGAUAUGCUGGAAUGGGAUUGUACAAAACGCACUGCAGGGAAAUAAACUUUACACUGUAUCACAGCUGGUUAAUGGCCAAUGCGUUGGAAUGGGACAUUUCUCUAAUGGGAAGGGAAAAAAUAUUUGUAGAAGCAAAAGACACUGGGAAUGAUAUAUAUAGAGCAUUACAGCUGAAGGGCCACAAGUCUGAUUUGCUGCUUUUGACUUCUCUGGUCUGAAUUUCUGCACUGAUAUUUGCCAUAACUUGUCACUAAAAGUGUAUAUCUACAUAAGAUGGACAUCAGAUGUGAAUGAGAGACAGUACUUUUGAUUUUGGGUUGGUCCCUUGAAACUGCAAACCAGCUGGCUGAUCAUCUCCAUGGACAGGCUGAUCACACCUUUGCUAUGAGUUUUUGUAUUGAAGUGGAGCCUUAGUCUUUAGGGCUUUGGCACAUUGGGGUGUUGGACACAGUCCCCCCUUUCUGCCUGUCAUUGAUCCAGAUAUUCAGUGCACAAACAAUGAUGGCUGGUGAUCUUGGCACACUGCUACGUGUGUGAGCAUUAGGGCACUUGUCAUUUAAUAGUAGUAUUUGAAAAAUUACUGGCAGAGACGGAUAUUCAGUCUGUUGAGGGAAGCAAAGGACAAAAUGCCUAGUGUGCCAACAGCCUUACAGAUGCUGCUGGUUGUAGUUCCACAAAUGCUAAAAUGGGGGUCCCCCAACAUGAUCAACAUCCAGAUGUACAGUAAAAAGAGUUAGGGAGCAACGCAAGCAUGAAAAAUAUUCCGGGGUGCUCCAGAAUAAGUGAUUGGCCAUUUGGUAGCCUCUAAGUGGACUGGCAGACUACAUGAGACUCUAUUUGGCAGUAAACAUGGUUUUUAUUCAAUUAAACUUGCCUCCAAGCCAGGAAUUAAAAAAUAAGCAACAUCAAAGGGGUUGGAGAGCAACAUGUUGCUCAUGAGCCACUGGUUGGGGAUCACUGUGCUAAAACAAUAAGCCUAAUGGUUUGUCACUGAUAGGUUUAAUGUAGUUAUCAAUAGAAAACAGCUCUUUCAUGGAUUUAAAGUGGCAAUACCAUAUUGCAUCAAACCAGCUCUGUCCUUGUCUCCAUCUGACAGUCUAUACACUUAUCACAAAGAAGCACAGACCUUGCAGGGAUUUCUCAUCUCAGUACCUUCCCAAUGGAAUCCCCUGUUCUGCUCAAAUGGACCUUACAUAGUUACAUAGUUAAAUCAGGUUGAAAAAAGACAAAGUCCAUCAAGUUCAACCCCUCCUUAUCUUCUUACAGAAGGACCUGGAAGAGCCGGAGGAUUUCAUCUCAUCGUGACUACUUUAAUAAGCAGCAAUGGGGGUUAGUGGAUGAUAUGCAGCCGCCCCACUGGAUACAAGGGAUUAACACUGGAUCUUUCAGAACUUUUAUCUCUGGCUUUAUUAUUUGUGCAGCAUGUUUCACUUCAGAUAUUACUAAGGCUUUGAAUGCACAGUGCACACGAUCAAACACUGGUUUAUAGCCAAUCAGGCAGCUAGAAUAUCAACUCAAGGAACAAGCAAAUAGGUGAAAAGAAGUCAAACCUAUUUGGAAUCAAUAGGAGCACAGAUCAGUGUAAUUUCAGCAUUGCUGUUGUAUGUGUGUUUGUGUGUGUGUGUAAUGCUGUGUUUCAUACUUGCUGUUUUUUUUGAAAAGACAAUUUUGGCCACCUGUUUCUAGGAAGCUCCACCCAUGUAAGGUUUGUGAACCUUCCGGGGGAUAAAAAUGGGUCUGUUUUGUAGCGGGAUACUGUUAACUUCAUUCACCCACAAGUUGUUGUUGAGCACAGCCAGUCUAACUGGUUCCCUUUAAUAUGCCUUAAAGGGCACCUGUUGGGUAAAAAUGUUAUCCCCAACCAAAGGUGCGUGCUAAUAGAGUCCGCAUUCCGGUUGGGGAUAACAGUAGGUUUUUUUUAAAAAAAAAAUGCCCCCACCAGCGCUAGGCUACUGGCAACGGGGGUGAGCUCCCGGUGAGAGCAGCCAUAGCCAUAUAUUAUGCCAUGAGCAUAAUGAAAAGUGCCCCAAAUUGCUCAUUAUGUACAUGCGAGUGACACAACAUGGCUGCUCACACUGGGAGCUCACUCACGGUGCGGGUAGCAUAGUGCUGGCGGGGGGGCAUUUUUUUUAAAAAAAAAAACGAGUUAUCCCCAACCGGAAUGCGGGCUCUAUUAGCCGCACCUUUGGUUGGGGAUAACAUUUUUACCCGAGAACAGGUGCCCUUUGAAACUCCUGCCGCUGACAAAGUCCCGUACCUUGUGGACUUCUCUAUGAACAAAUAAGCACAACGUUUGCAUCCUCACCGUGUUCUCGCUAAUGUGUCAGGCAUCACUCUCUGCUUUGCCACCAAAUUGGUUGAUUCACUAAUUGUGGGUGUCAGGUUGUGAUUUGCUGUUUUUUUUUUGUUUUUUUUUAAAGAUAUUCACUGUUUUUACAUUUUAAGUGAAAAUAUUUAAUUGUAAAUCACUGUUUGCCAUGGUAGAUUAUCGGUCUCCUCAGGCUUCGUACGUUUCCUCUUCAACGUCAUACUUGAACAUGUUGGUAACUUAACAGCUGAUGCGAUGUUUUUAAAUCUGUAAAUUGGAAUUCCACUUCUUAUGCAGGACAAUAAAUUAUUGACUCGGUGAA